This is a messenger RNA of Mya arenaria, 3839 nucleotides long. Its product is annotated as protein GPR107-like. The transcript has 17 exons. Gene Ontology annotation, cellular component: membrane; Golgi apparatus. Bases 17 to 1810 code for a protein of 597 amino acids. Lineage: Eukaryota; Metazoa; Mollusca; Bivalvia; Myida; Myidae. Gene Ontology annotation, biological process: transport. The record is from RefSeq and is a predicted model, not a curated record.
UCAAUCGAUAACUGUCAUGGAUGCCAAAAUGAAAAUUAGCAGGAAUUCAUUUUUGUUUAUGUUUAAUUUCUGUCUUAUAACGGCAAGAAUUCACCAUUUAGAACUAAAGAAUGAUGACAGAGAUACCUACACCCUGAGUACAUUUGGUCUUUUGAGGGGCGGGGUCCUCUCUUUGAAUGUCUCCAAAUUCCUGUUUAAUAAGGAUCUAGUAGAUUUGGAGGAUGGAAAGCUUGGAUUUACAAUAGAUGUGGGCAGUAGCUCAGGGGCUAGCAACUACAUUGAAGACUUAAAGGAGGAUGAAUGUAUCUUGGACAAGAAAGUUCUGGAUGACCUCAGUGGUGGGCCGCGGGAGAAGAAAAAGAACACCACCAAUAUCUUAGCCCUCAGACUUAAGUUGAAAGGAGACACGCCCAUAAUUGAGAUUGCUCGAUAUGGAGACGACAUACAGAGACUUUAUGUUAACAACAUACCAAUCGAAGAGUUCCGAAGCAAACGCCAACCUCCACAUCAGUUUCAACGACGAGACUUGACCUCAGAUUCAUAUCUCCUCGGGCUCAAUGGUAAUAUUGCCCGACGUCGAAGAGCAGCUGCACCCCUUCCGACCCUUCCUCCUCCAAAAGUCGGCCAGAUGGAUGGAAACACUACUCAAGCUCCUGCAGAUCCUACUACAGUGAACCCUCCAGGAGAGAAGAAGGACCCCUUUGACCUGAAGUAUCAACUACCUGUGAUUACUCAUGAUAAGACUAUACCUUCUUACAAUUUCUCAGUAAUGCUGGCUGUGUUGGGUGACAGGGAAGAAGGAAUCUACACACUCAACUUUCACAACUGUCGUAGCAAGAGCACAAAAGUCAACUAUGUGAUUGAUAUAAUUGAGAUGAAUGGGGACAAUUAUCUAUCAGCUGGAAUGAUGCCCUUGCCUGUGUUGUACUUUACCCUGUGUGGGGUUUAUUUAGCUAUCGCUGUGCUGUGGAACUACAUUGUGUGCAAGGCAAAGGACCCAGUGUACAAAAUCCACUACCUCAUGCUGGCAGUCGUGUAUGUAAAGAGCUUGUCCUGUAUUCUACAUGCUAUGAACUACCACUUUAUACAGAAGGAAGGGAUCAGAGAGGAGGCGUGGGCAGUGCUCUUCUAUAUUGCAUACCUUACGAGAGGGGCGUUGCUGCUAAUCACCAUAAUCCUGAUAGGAGCAGGCUGGGCCUACAUUAAACACAUGCUGUCAGACAGGGAGAAAAAGCUCUUCCUUAUUGUUAUCCCACUGCAGAUUCUCGACAACAUAGCAUGGAUCAUAGUCGAAGAGAGCGAAGAGGGUCAAGCAGAAUACACGACAUGGAAACAAAUAUUUAUACUCAUAGAUCUCCUGUGUUGUGGAGCUAUUCUCUUCCCAGUUGUGUGGUCGAUCAGCCAUUUGAGGGAUGCUUCACAUGCGGAUGGCAAGGCAGAGUUCAGUCUUACCAAGCUAAAGUUGUUUAAGCAAUUUUAUAUCAUGGUCGUGUGUUACAUAUACUUCACAAGAAUAAUAGUGUUCCUAUUGAAGAUGACAGUCCCUUUUAAAUACGAAUGGCUGGAUGAGUUCUUCAAGGAAUUAGCCACAAUAACGUUCUUCAUGGUAACAGGGUACAAGUUUAAGCCAGCAACAGACAAUCCUUACCUCCAGGUCCCGAGCGAUGAUGAAGAAGAUAUUGAAAUGGACACUGUAAUUGUUGGACAGCAAGGGGCUCUAGAUACAGUUAAAAGAGUUAACCAGGCGUACAAUGAUGAGACAACUAGCACUGGGCUUAAAGUCAGGGAAAGCAGCCACGAAUAUGACUGAAACUUUAAAAGGAAAUAUGCGGGAUUAUAGUAUUAUGAAUAAGAAUGACAAGAAAUUAUUAUAUCUGACUUGACAUAGUUUUUUUUCUGCACAGCCAUUGUUUUUUCUGAACAAACAAAACUGAAUAAAUAACCUCAUUGAGUGUAUAUGCUCAUGGCCUCACCAUUGAGGUCUCUGAUUCUGAUUUAAACAUUUAGAAAGUUUCUGACAAAAACAACUGCCAUAUUUUUGUGUUAUUGAGUGUUUAUUCAGUGAUUUGUGCAUUUGCUGGUACAGAGACAUUGGCACCAGCACCAACAUUAAGAUAGUUUUUAUGCAUUUUUGUUUACUAAACAAUUUACCAGUGUCCAAAGCAUGUAUUGCAACUAGGUGAGAUUAUUUUUCGGAGGUCUACUCAUUAAUUCACUGGGUAAUGCAACCACAUGGUUUUAUUUGUUCAUAAUAAUCUCAUUAUGUAUUUGAUUGACAGCCUGUAACUAGCCAUUUAUAACAGCCAUGGGGCUUAUGCCAUUUAUAGGUAAUCCAUCUUCAUUAAUAUUAAAAAAUGUAUGGAAAUAGUGCAAUUUAGAUAUUCAAAGCCUGAACGUGGGGAUUAUUUCAUGUUUAAUUUAUAUUCAUUAACCAUUAUAUUAUUUUGCAUGGAUUACAUUUUUGAAUAACAUUAUUAUGUAGCUACUAUCGGUAUUAUAAAAUGAACUACUAAAAUCAAUUUUAUUUAUUUGGUUCUUAAACGCCUACAGUAUAUCAAAAAAAAGCUCACAAACAUUUUGUUACAUUAAAGUGAAACUUGACCAGUUGCAUUUUUUUUGUAUUAAUGAUGGAUGACUUACCUAAAUGGGAAAGUUAAGCCAAAAUAAACUAUAAUCUUUACAUAUAUUAUUUGAUAAAGACAGCACAAAAAUUGAAUCAUUCUUGAAUCAUUCUUUGAAUCUGCUCUUUGAAAUAUUGAGUAAUCUGGGCCGAUUGUUCAGAAUUUUGUUAAUGUUAACAGCAUUGUUAACAUCAUCGUUGUUAACUUCAAAGUCGUAAUUGAAGUUAAAUGGAUACACUAGUGGUCUGCAAUACUUCCAACAAGAUUUCAGAUAACGGUUUCAGCUGUAGUUGUUUUAUGCAAAUAUAUUAGCACCUCAUCUUAUAGUUCACCUUUUAAAGUUCAAUAAUGCGGUCAAAAACAUAGUUAACUUAAAGUUCUGAAUGAACUGCCCAUUGUGUAUAAUCUUAGAGAUGAAGAGCCAGGUGAGCACCUGCUCCUAUCAUUAAGAUUUUACACUAUGUGUUUCUAAUGUAGGAUUAUAAUGUAUUUAAUCACAAGGGGGGACUAUUAAUUCAUGUCAUGUCAGUUAAUUUUUCAACUGCAUUUCUUAACAAUUACAGUGACAUGUUCAUAAUUGUUUUUCAUUUUCUUUAUAUCAUUUAGAUAAUUGUAUUAUUAAACUGAUGGAUCAUAAUUAUUACUACAGAAACUUUAACUUGAAAUACUUCAGAAUAUGAUUAAGACUGACCAGAAAUCAUUGUAUCUCAUCAAGCAAACAAAAACUGAUCAGGUGUGGAUAACUAACUAAAAGUAGUGUUGAAGCUUAUGUUUCCCACAUUGGGUGUGCUUUACAAAUGUUGGUAAAGACAAUGUGUUUUUUUUAACAAAAGUAUUGAUCCAUUGCAAAAUUUACAAACAUGAAUAUAUUGUUUUUCUGAAAAAGAUACAAAACAUACUAUACCAUGUUAGUAUUAUGGUUAAGUUUUAGUCCCAUAUUGGUUCUUAAACCUAAAGGUUUUUUAAUACAUUCAAAAGUCUGCUUAUAAUCAUGAUGGCACAUUCGGGCUUUCUUCUUUAAAUACUAUAUUCUGUCUCCGUGUGUCUUCUCAUCUUUUUGUUAACCUGGCCAGGGCCCGUUGGAUUGUGAAAGUAGCUUUUGAGAGAUCCAGAUUUUUAGGCCAGUGAUUGUUAUACAUUCAUUGUUAUACAUGAAGAAAGUGCUAGAAAUGGCAUUUUUAUAAUUGUGAGUUGGGUCAACUUCAGGCUCCACUUAAG